Molecule: messenger RNA, 2162 nt
Organism: Owenia fusiformis
Lineage: Eukaryota; Metazoa; Annelida; Polychaeta; Sabellida; Oweniidae
Source: the annotation of a GenBank genome assembly
GUAUACAUAUCAGGGGUUUCAUUAGCAGCAGGCAACAGGCGGUUUUCACAAAAUCAAUUGAACUAUUGACGCCUCCCAUAUGGGACCAUAAGUAAAAAGAUACAAUAAGUGGAUACAGGAGAAAUUUAACUAAAUUUGUCUUUGCAGAAACAUAAUAGUAAAAUGGUUAUUUCAUAAAGACACACCCAUACAUGUAUAUAAAGACGGAGGAUAUCAGGAUACCAAAAACUUUUGAAUAGACUUCAACAGCCUGAAACGGAACAAUGCUCUCUGAAUUAUUGAUGGUAAUGUUGGCUUCAAAAGUUCUCAUAGAAAUUGGGGAGACAUCAAAGGUAAGGAGUCCAAGAAAGCAUGAAGAUGAUGCAGUGGCUGAGACUGCUACCAGCUACCUGAACAUUCGUCAGAACACAUCACAUCCAUCCUCAGUUGGGCUGAAUGCAACGCAUCUCACCACAGCAUCAGUAAGGACUGAGUUGACUCCAGGAAGCGACAUCGAGGAAUUUAAUAAACUGUGUGGUGCAUCCAUCUAUGCGUCUUGUAUGAAUAAUAGCUGCCGUGGAAAAUGUGGACAGGUGAAUCAAUUUAAAGACCCUCUGUGGUUGUGUUCCUGUGAUAGUGCCUGCCAUGUUUAUGAGACUUGCUGUCCAGAUUUUGAUACUGAAUGCAGGAAUAAUGUCUCACCCAGUGAAGUCCAGCAGACAGAUGAAACACAUGGAAGUAAGUGUAAGAAAAUUGCUUCAAAUCCUGAAAGAUACAUCUACAUGAGGCAAUCUUGCAAGCCAGGGUACAAAGACAUCGAUGUGAAACGGAAGUGCCUGGAACCAGAUGGACUGAUAAGUGCGGUACCUGCAACUGACCUCAAGUCGAGAAUCGCCUAUGCUAACUAUUUCUGUGCUUUGUGCCAUGAUGUGCAAACCAUUCAACCAUGGAAGACCACUGUGAACUGUUCCGGAUAUGUUCUUAAAGAUCCCACAAGUGACAAGUUCAUGACCUCAAUGCUACGAUUUCACCGUUUUACUAAUAAGGGAAUAUGCACGAACUUUUUUCAGCCACCUGUACAUACAGAUAUACGCCCAUGCAUCAAUGUCAUUAACAGUUGCCAAUCCAGGUGUAAGAAUGAUAUCUUGAAACAACAGUGCAAAGAAGGACCAUAUGACCCCCAAAGGAUAGCAAUAAAAACCGUACCAUAUAUCAUGAGAAACAAAUACUGUGUAUUUUGCAAUUAUGAAGCCGGUAAUGAUUCAAAUUGUUAUGUCACUAUGAUGAUGAGGUACCCUAGCAUACCAUCUUUCUUCACAUAUUCUGUACUGUUAGACAUAAACGCUGAUGAGAGUGUAAAUGUCGAUAUUGCCCCAGUUGCCAGACUGAAUGGAGUUGGUACAAGCUUCAAUAUUAAGAAUAAAGAGACACGUAUCACUAAGUGUUCACCACCAUAUAUGUACCAAGAUGGUAGGUGUUUUCUCAUUUCUAUCAUGGUGAUUAAAGCGACGUGCUAUUGCUAUGUACAAAGUGGUGAGUGUAAUGAUGAUAUUAUUGACCUGGUAUGGGAGGAAUACAAUAUCUUUGGCGUUGUUACAAUGACAUGCUAUUACGCUUGCGAAGAGGCAUGUACGAUCCUUUUCCAUGUAGCUUAUUAUGUCAAUCAUACUGUGGAUUGGAACACAAUUUUACAAAGGAAAGCAGUAAAACUAAUAAACAAAUUACCUAAACAAACAUUUGAUGUGAAUAGAAGUCAUUGCACUUUCCUCAAGGUCUCGACUGAAACUGAUUUAGAACAUAAAACAACAACAGUGCUCAGCACAGCAAACACAGCAACACUUAUACCCAAGGUCAGUGAAGCAAACAUUGUGACAAUAACUAGCACUUGUGUUCUACAAAUUGCUAGUCUCACAGCAACACUUAUACCCAAGGUCAGUGAAGCAAACAUUGCGACAAUAACUGGCACUUGUGUUCUACAUAUUGCUAGUUUGAUUUGUCAGAUACUGAUUUAGAACAUAAAACAACAACAGUGCUCAGCACAGCAAACACAGCAACACUUAUACCAAAGGUCAGCACAGCAAACACAGCAACACUUAUACCCAAGGUCAGUGAAGCAAACAUUGUGACAAUAACUAGCACUUGUGUUCUACAUAUUGCUAGUUUGAUUUGUCAGAUACUUAUAC